Neodiprion virginianus is the source of this 2342-nucleotide messenger RNA. RefSeq names its product radial spoke head 1 homolog (gene Rsph1). NCBI's taxonomy places the organism in Eukaryota, Metazoa, Arthropoda, Insecta, Hymenoptera, Diprionidae. The transcript is spliced from 6 exons. Gene Ontology annotation, cellular component: motile cilium; nucleus. The record is from RefSeq and is a predicted model, not a curated record. Bases 1 to 1056 code for a protein of 351 amino acids. Gene Ontology annotation, biological process: axoneme assembly; spermatid development.
AUGCCCGCGAGAACUGAAGCAAACGGUGAGGGUGGAGAAGAGGACCGCAAUCCUCUCGGCUAUCAUCGAGUACCAAAUUGUUUGUCCUCGAACCUCUGGCAUCAGGAAUACGAAGGGGAACGAAACGAACAAGGCGAGAGACACGGUCAGGGCAAAGCACUCCUACCGAACGGCGAUAUGUACGUCGGAUCUUAUUGCAAAGGAUCGCGGCAUGGUAAAGGACUCUACGUUUUUCGCAACGGUGCGCGUUACGAGGGCGAAUGGCGCCGCGGCUUGAAGCAUGGUCACGGGACAUUUUGGUACCCGGACGGAACUAAGUACGAAGGAGAUUGGAAACGCGACACGAAGUACGGCUUUGGCGCGUAUUACUAUGCGAACAAGGACGUCUACGAAGGAUCCUGGAAGAAGAAUCUGCGACACGGUAUGGGAACGUACUUGUUCGAGGCGACUGGUACGAAAUUUAACGGAACUUGGAUCAAGGACCGUAUGCAGGGUCCAGGGCAGCUCAUUCAUCCUCGACACCGCUUUCACGGAUUUUGGGAACUGAAUCAGCCCUACGGCCGAGGGUGCUUCACGUUUGAGAGCAACUGCAUGCAGCAUGGACAUUACAUUCACAUCCGGGAUCCGGACUACGACGAAUCUCGAGAAGAGGUCGACGCGCCUGUUGAAGACUCUGUUGAGAGAAUGAUCGAAGAGGUACCUGAAACCACAGAAGAGGCAGUGCAGGAUGGAAAAGUGGCUCCACAAUCCAAGCCACCGCUAUUCGAAGAGCCGUUGCCCUUGAAAAAAGGAGUCAUACCUCUGUGGAGAGCCAGGUAUAUCACGGCGUAUAAUCCUGAUCUGCUUCCAUUGGAACCAGCGCCUCUGCAAGAGGAGGCGUCUACGGAUUCGCUAACUGAUAAAUGCGAUGAGGAUCUAUGGCUUGAAGAUAUUGAAUAUUUGAAACACGAAGAAGGAGAAGGCGAAUAUCACGGCGAGGGAAUCGAACGUGCAGAAUAUUUCGGGGACGAUGAUGCGAUGAGUGCAGAUGCUGUGUCAAGUGAAGAUAAAUUUUAAUGAUCACUCAUUGCCAGUUGUGAAUGUUCAAGUUUUAAAGACAAGUUCGACAGAAAUUUGAUAAUGGCCAUUAUAAUGAUUCGUGUACUGCGGAUAAUUAUUCGAAUUACAAUUCACAUUUAUGAUUUUCGAUAAGACGUUAGUUACUAACUUAUAGUACCGAACAAUAGCGACUGGUCACCCAGACAUUAGGAAACUUUGAAUUUCUACCAUGUUUUUGCGUACGGAAUUUUUUUAAAACGUUCCACCAGCCAGAUAUAAGGUAUGUUUCUUUCACUUUAUCUACAGAUCAUUUCAGCGUUAAUUACUUGAAGAGUUAGGACGGUAUAUUUCUUAGCUGUGGAAACACAUCUACAAGAUCGUGGAAUCACUAGCUGAGAAUAUACGAAGAAAAUAUGAAGAUAUUUUCCAUUUUUCGGCUCUCACUUUCGAUGCGUGGUUCGCAGUGAAUCUAGACUACGCGUAAUCGAUUCCUCUUGCAAAAUUACGUUAAUGUAAUGCAUCAAAGAAUCGAUUAUAGCAUUAUUCAAAUUUGGCCAAAUUUUUAUCAUGAAAGUCCAGCCUUGCUUUUUUUCGAUCUUGGGACCAGAAACUUUUUGCCUUAGAACUAUUUAAGUCUUAGAAUUGAUGCAAAUGACCUUUUCUAGACUAACUGGAUCCCUAGGAUCGCAAUAAAGACAUUCAAACUCUAGAACGCUACUAUAUAGUGGCGGUACACCCCAGUUGUUCCUUGGCAUAAGCUUUCUAUAUGCGAUAACAGGAUUUGAAUAUAAUCAAAUCUGUUCAACUCUUAAUAAGGAUGAGAAUGGUGUAGUUAAAAGUCAGUUUCAGAAUAUUGAAGUUAGUGAAAAAACGAUUUAAACGGAAAAGCAUUGUGAGCAUUUGCAAAUUUCUAAAUUUGGGAACUGGACAAAAUCAAUAAUAAUCCACUAUAAAUAUUUUUGUUACAACUUAUAAUGUAUAUUACGCAUCGGGAAAAUAUAAUAAUACUGAAAAGAAAUAAACUUGUGUAAAAUGGUUAGUUACAUUCGCUGCACAGUGGGCAGUAGAGUGUACGAUGUUCUUCGCACAAAAUUCGAUUGCAAAUUGCACAAACAGUACGGGAUUUUCGAUCGUUAGAUCUUGGGCAAAAAGCACACCUUGCCCGCUUUCCGGGGGUGGGGGUACUCUUUGUGCGAACGAUAGGCUUUUCAAUUUCCAGAAUUUCUUCAAUAUACAAUCGCAAGUUCCGACGUAGAUUUACAGUCCGCAGUUUCGCGCGUAGGUGAGGCUCGAUCAAUGCUCUA